GUCGUCGCCGCCGCAACUUUUCUUGCACUUCGGAGGAGCGGCGAGGGCAGAAGCGCGCCAGACGCCGGAGGGAAGGCGAGCGCCGGGAGCGACUCUGCGCCGCGCGGCGGAGCAUGUAGCCGCGGGGAGAAGGAAGGAAGGAAGGAAGUCGGUCGAGGGGAAGAGGCACCUUCGCGCCACCGCGGGCCAUGGAUUGGGGCAGCCGCCGCCGCCUCCCGCUUUGAAGCCCGGAGGAGCUCGCCUUGCGCCCCCCCCGCCCCCCCGUCUUGACUGGCUUGCAAUGGAGGGACGCAGCCUGGGCACGGCUCGACAGCCCCGGGCGCCCCGUGGCAGCGGGUAGGCAGCAGGCGAGCGCCGGAGGGAGCCUGCAGGCGCGCUCCGGAGGCACCCAACCCGCCGCUGCAGCACCACCAGCACCACUACCUGGGCCGGUCUGAGCCCCAGAGCCGAGCGAGGAGCUGCCAGCCUGGGAGCCGGUCCCGUCCCCUCGCGACCGCGGAUGGACCUUGCGAAGGAGGCGCCUCUGCUCCGUCGCUGGAGCGGCCCGGCCCGGCCCGGCCCGGCGGAGAUCCCUUGCCAGCCUUUCUCUGCCUCGGAGCGUACGGCGGCGAUUUGGGCUUCGCACCGCCUCGCUUGUGGAUUACUUGGCUGCUAAGCUAGGCUCGCUUUGGCGGGUCUCGCUCUUCUCCUCGCCCGUCCGCCCCCGACCACCCCCCAUCCAUCUUCGACGCUUUCUCCCUCCCGCAACAACAAUGGAGGUGAGUAACACAACUUAGGAAUGGGAAAGCGGGGCGGGGGCUCGAAAUCCGCUGGGCUGCGGGAAGGAGCGGGGUCCGAAGCGAUGGCUGGAUUUGCUCCAAAUUUGCGAUCGGGGGGAAAUCGUCGAAAGAGAGAGAGAGAGCGCGCUUGAAAAUUAGCUCCUUGGAGAGGGAGGGCGCGAGAAGGAGGCUGUGGCUUCGGAUUUCUUACAAAUAUUUGGCUUAAGGUGAAACUGACGAGAGCGAAAGAAUGAGAACAUAGGCUUCCCUCUCUCUUCACCGCGUUCAUUCAGGAGCCCCUCUUUGCGCGCGCUUCCUCGCCGGUCAGAACUCUCCAGUCUCGCAACAAACCUGUUGCUGCAAAAUGCUCCGAUUCUGCCCCACCCUUCCCAUAAUGUCCCCCCCCCCCCGUCUUAGUAUUGUUGAUUUCCUUGGAAAGCCCUUAUCUGUUCUUUUCAGAACUUAUUCCCAGCGCCUAAAGCUUCUCAGUCUAACCCACCCCCCGGGCCAUCCGCCACCUCCAAGGCAGAUCGAGGUUUAUAGGACAUCUCUUGCAGCUUUCUCCCGUGCGGACUUGUGUUGAAGAACCCGGGCAUGGCAGACAUGGAGGCCUGUACCUUUAAGAGAACUUGGCUCGUGGCCAGGGAAAAACCUGGCCGCUUUUCUUCUCCUCCUCCUCCUCCACCUCAGUCCCUCAAAUUUUGCUCUCUGUUUCUGCAUAUUGUCACUUUGCAUCUGUAAAGCGUUCCGCUUGUGUUGGAAGGGGAGGACAGAAGGGGCUUUGCUUUGUCCCCCCUCCUUGCUCCCCCCUCCAAUUCUCGCUGUCCCUUUGAUGCUCCACAUUGAGGAGGUUGUGUGUGUUUGUUUUUAAUUGUCAAUUGUAUGCUAAAUUAGUUACAGUCGCGAGGUCACCGGGAGUUCAGUUUCACCCAGAAACUAAUCUUUUUGAGGGAUGGCGGGGCGGGGGGCGGAGGAGAGGCGAAGGAGAGAUCCAGGGAGAUCUUGAACGAAAGUCCCGGGAUAUCAUUUAAUAUGUAAGAACAGGGGUGCGAGGAGAAAAGGCAACCUUUUCCCUCCCCUCUUCCACCUCCCGGAGUUUUAGUAUAUGAGUAGCUUUCCUUGUUUAAAAAUUGCAGCCCAUAAAACCUUGGAAUGCUUCGCCCGCUUUUCUUAGACAGCCCCCCUUCCUUUCCAAAACCCCCUCCCCUCCAGGGCAAGGUGGUGGGCUCGCUCUUGGCCCUGCAAAGCCGUCCAGCCGGCCCGCCUCGGCAAUUGUUCCUGCGUUUUACAACCCACCCGAGCCCAGGGGGCUCGCAGUCUGCAUGCCUACUUACCUAAGGUAGAGCUAGCAUUAAAACAGCGGCCAUAAAACCAGAUGCCCUAACAGGCUUUCCAGACCUCCUGUGCUCUUUUUUUCUUUUUUAAUGGGGGGGGGGAGAGAGAAGCAAGUUUAGGAUCGCAGGCGGGCGAGCCCUUCUGGCUGCUCUUGGGGAGGGAUGAUUUGCACUCCCGAAAAAGAAAACGUUUUAAAAUAGCUGAUUUCCCCCGCAAAAAGCAAUGGGCUGCUCUGUCCGGGGGCUGCCUUCGAACGCGAAGUUUAAAGGGUCCGGUCCUAAUGGACUCUUCGGCGGCAUGUUUCCAGUGUUCGCCGGGCAUUUCAAAAAACGGUUCCGGGAGACUUGGUGGCGCUGCACACCACCGGGCCUUUCUUUUUGGCGCCCUCCGAAGGGGGUCUCCGCCUCCGAGCUCUUUCUCCGUUCUGGAUCAGGCUGAACGGAAUAACCCCACGAAAUGGUGAAGUAUUACUUCUAACAAAAAGAGAGGGCGAAACGCGGAGAGAGGCACCAUCCCUCUUUCUCUGGCCCCCUAGUGUAGCGUCCCGGGGCUUCGUUUGACGGCUUCGGCUGCCCUCUAUUGGGGGCGGCAGAGAACGGCUUCCGCGUCCAACUAGGCUCUCUCGCCUUUAAAACAAAGCCGGCUCCGCCAUAAACCAGGUUUUAAAUAUUAGAUCUAUAGCUCGAUCUGGGCGCAGAAGAUCACUCAGAUGCAGCUAUACUAGCGUUAAUCCUCCGAGCCUAAUAUUUCGACUAGGCGCGCGCGGAGUUUGAAAGGAAACUCCUCCCGAAGAAUCUCCUUGCGCCCCAGGAUUCCGAAGUCAAGGCCUGCCGGUGUCACGAUCACAGCCGAAACUGGGUUUGUGUGGCAGCGAUGGGUUUUCUCAUUCGGAUAUACUGUAUAUAUUUUCUUUAAGUCCCUAUCUGUGGAUGACUUUUGGAGAGUCUGUCCUGCUACCCCGCGCGCCCACACCCCCUUGACAAUCCCCCUAGGACUGCGCAUCCUUGGACACCCUCCUCCCCCCCCGCCUUGACUCCGCCAGCAUCUUUGCGUGAGGCGUUCCCUUGCGACGGACGGGCUUGCAUCUCCGGCGGCGCGCUGCCCUCGUCGGGAAGAAAGUGGUAGAGCUCUGAGGCUGGGACCGCGAAGUUGCUGUCUUGUUCGCACAGCGCUUUGAGAGAGGCGCAAGGCGCCCGACGGGCGGUGCCGACGUAGUCCAUCGCUCAUUCAACAGUCCCAUAAGACAGGCGGAAAAACCGAGGGAAUCGGGCCACACAGGGAGCCAGUGGCAAAAAGGCGGGGCGGGGGGGGGGCGUUGAACCUCUUAUGUGCACAUCGGCCGAAACACACACAUUGGCUUCUCUCUCUAGCUGGGGAUUUAUUCCCUUCUGUUAUUUGCACACGCACAUGAGUUUUGCAUCCCCCCGACGGCUGCGGGGGCUUUCUGUUCCUCUCCAGCCUCGCCUUCUCUGCUCCUUCCCCGUCCCCAAUUUGCUGGAGCGUGGCCGGCUUUAUGGGGCAUGAACUCUCCACAUUCCUUCAAGGCGCUUCAGACUGCCGGGGAAAUAAAUCGGGCGCCGUCAGCGGCCCGUCACUAGACGCGCAACCCCCUCCGGCCUGUUCCCCCAAAUUCCUGCAGCCUUGUGUCAUGCUUUGCUCGGGGAGGAAGGCCGCUCCGCGGGGCUACGUUGGCCCUUGGCUUCCUCCCGAGGUACGGUAGGAGCUCCUUGGUUGAUAAGGUGAUUUAUAUAUGUAGAUCUGUAGUAAGGGGAAUCGGGCUGUGGGUGGACGAGGCCCUCUGGACGCAGCAAAGUUCAGGCCUGCCUAGGCGCGAGACGGCAAGCGCGGGGACCCCGCGAUAGGCCGGGCAGGGCCAAGUUUCCUCGCUCGGGCCCUUCCGGCGCCAGAGCCGCCUUCCUCGUGGCGCGAUCGCUUGGCUCUAAGGCGCAAGGGAGUCCACCGGUGGCAACGCACCGGCCUUGGAGCCUGGGGGAGCCGCUCCGCCACCGGCGAGCCUCCGAAAAGCCCCCUCGUUUCCGCGAUCCGGUGUACUCUACAAGGCCCUUCUUGGAACCCAGCCCACUGAAGCGAGAGGCGCCCACAGCUCUCCGCACCGAUAUCCGUCGAGCCCGCGAAGCGCUCUGACUAUUAUUAAGCCCCCUGGAAUAACGGCGUCCGACGUCCUAAGGCAAGACCGGCGUUAGAGGGGAACGGCGACGCGGUCUGGACGGGUUUGUCAAUCGGAUUAGGUGGAAUGCGCCUACUUGAAAGGCCAAACUAGCGCGUGAGUCUGGAGUGGAGACCAAGUAGCUUCUCUUUGCUUGCAUUAUUAGGGCGUCAUCUGUCCCUUAUCGGAUUCUUGUAAUCGGGCCAAUAAAAAUCCAGCCAUGGGAGCCUUAUGCGCGCAUUAUUUACUUGGGAGUAAACUCCACCGAAGCCGCCGGGGCUUCAUUUCUCUGUUGUUAUAAGCUUGGACGGCUACUGCUUUUCUGGAUCGAUCUGUCCCUCGCUCUACGUUUCUGUUUACACGGACUUGAAUGGUGCACUUCACGCGGAUCGAGUCCUUUAUAUCUUGCGUGCAAAAGUCCCGGUUGCUGUCCAAAGUGGCGCUUGGAGCGCUGAGGGCCACAGAUCUACACCCCACCCGCCGCAUUUUUUGCUCCUGUGACACUCACUCUCGAGUAGCCCCGUUCAGUUCACACACACAAACUCGGAUCGGUUGGCUCCAGAGGACGAUUUCGAGGUGCGACAUUCCAGACUCUGGAAUGCCUCACGUAACAUUAAACGGGCGGGGCGGGACAGGUUACCAGAGUGCGGCCGCCAGAUAGAACUUCGGGCUGCAAAUUCUUCUCCAUAGUCCUUUUUACAGCAAGAACAAGGGUUUGCUCCCAGUUCAUCAAAGGGAGCAAUGAAUCUUCUUCCCCUGUGAAAAAGAGCUGGUUUCCUUUGACUCCAUUUGCCCGGAUAAUUGGAAAGGGAACAAGCAGCCCCCUAUCGCCAUUUGGCAGUACAUGGAAGGGUUUCCUAUAUCGUUCCCCCACUGUAACCAGAAAUCGGCUGCGCGGAGGAGGGGGUGGGAAGAGAGGAGUCGAACUAGGGGGUCUAACUCGCCUCAGGUCCCUGCCCAAGGUCGGAGGAGCUUCCAAUAUUCCCGUCUCCCCCGCCGUGCGCUUCCAACUGGAUGGUCCCAGGGGCCCAGGUCACUGUCCUCUUAUUGCCCCCUCGCCCAGAAGAGAGAGCUCUGCGCUCAUCGGCUGCUUCAACUGCGGCGCGCUGCGGCAGACGCGUUUCUCCGCCGCGCGCCUUGUUGCCCCCCCCUCCAUACGGCUCUGUCUUAACUUAUCCAGAUAACACAGUGAGGAGCGGGAUGUGGGGUGGGGUGGGGGUGGCACUGUCCGUCUCUGCGGGGUUUUGGUUUGUGUCAGAGCCCUAGGUCUUGCUGUCUGUGAUGGGGGGGAGGAGGCGGGACGGGAUGAGACGGGGGAUUUUAUGCGCGGACGUUGGGGAGGAGCGAUGGCCGGCGGCGAAAAACGUGCUUUGCAAACACCUUCCUGAGCAAGAUCCGUUUUGACGAUUCUCGUCUGGAAGCGGCUCCUAUAAUUAAAAAGGAGGAGGCGCGCGUCGUUCUAAUCCGAAGCCGAGCGCCGCGGCUGGGACGCGGGUGCUGUUGUCCUCCCUCCCCGUCGACUGACCGUCGCUCUCCACUUGUUGCGCGCUCCGCGUCUGAGCAGCAAAGCGCGGAAGGGGUUGGCAACGGCCUUCUUUUUCUUUCCGGAGGCGGAUGGUGUGUGUAUUUGUGUGUGUCCAUAAAACUGUGGGCUGGGCGCCGCUGCUACUCAGCUUUUUCCUCCUCCUUAUCGAGACUGCUUUGGGAUUCACUCAAAAGCCGAGCCUUCGCGGCGAGGCGGGUGAAUGAACUUGGAGCAGACACUGGCUUGGCCACUGCACAAGUCCCUGGCUGAGGCGCAGAAGGACCGCCGCCUCUCCCAGACCCCCGGGGGGCUGCGCUUUGUUCCCUCGUGAGAUGGUCCGGUCCAGGCCAUAAAAGCUUCUCGCUCUCUUCUUCCCUCCCCUGCAGAAGUCCAUGGGAACCUUAGUCCAAGGUGGAGCUCUGUGGACAGAGGCAAUGACUUCUAAGUACCUCUUUCUGAGUCUGGCCAUCUUCUCUUCACUUAUCCAAGUUGUGAUAGAAGCCAGCUCUUGGUGGUAAGCUUUUUAAUAUUUUCAUCAUCUGUACAAAUUAAUUAAUCCCCCUCCCUUUUUUAAAAAAACCCCAUUCAAUAAGGUGGAGGAGGCCUAGUUUGCUCCUGGGAAAAUAAAAACUAUGAACACCCUGAAUCCAUUUUUCCUAUUCUUUUAGGAGGGAUGGAGGGGAAAGGAUAGGCAGCCUGCAUUUAUGUAGUCAUUCAAAUCCUGGUUUGGAAUAAGUAGUACUCUAGAAACUAAAUUAAAUGUAAAAUUGUAAUCGGGAAUGUCCUCCUGGCUUUCUAGACACAUCUGUGCAGAAGUGAGCCGCAUAUUUUUGAGUCCUGUGUGUUUAGGGUCUUGCUGGUUUCAGCUCAAAAGAAUUGUGCAAAUGAGGCUGUGAAACCCUAGGCACACUUACUGGGGAGUAAGCUCCCUUUUUCUGAAUAGAAUUUGCUUCUGAGUAAACAGGCACACAUGUUGAGGUCUUUAAGACAUUGGGUGAAUAAGGCGUUUGGUGACAGGAUUCACUUGUGUGCCAAUUCUUGAUUGUGAAUUUUUAAAUGAUGGCAUGAGGGGAGGGAGGCCCUCGAAAUCCCAUUUAAUUUAUCUGGCCUGCAUUACAUCCUUUAUGGAUCAUGAGACCGAACUUUUGGAUGGUAACAAUUCUCUUGCUACAGAAGAUUCUCUAGUGUCUGAUAGUUAUUUUUCUUUUUAAAAAAGAUUGACAUGGCAUGUUAGAGAAUGAAGCGUGUUCUGGGAGCAUCUUGGAUUUUGUUUCCAGGUUUGAAAAAAGAAAAAAAUCCAUAGGGAUGGAUAGUGUGAAAUUUGAAGCCUAGGAGGGGAGACAGCCUAAGAGGGGGGCAACCAUCAUAUUUAGAUAGCUGCAUAAUUCAGUGUCUGUCUCAAUAAAUUCAUGCAUGUGGUUUACUUUAGCUUUCCAACCAUUGAACGAAGCUGAAGACACACACACCCGGCACCUUUCCCACAUUUUGGCCGCCGUCCCCAGCAGACCAAAUGGAACAAGCAAAUUUGUUUCAGGGCUGGGUUCCAUGUCUGUGGAAUCCACACAGCAUGUGCAUUCAGCUGCUGUUCUUGAGCUUAUUGCUGCAACCCUUUGUCUUUUCACAGGUCUCUGGGUAUGAACCACAUGAACCCCAUGAACCCCGUUCAGAUGCCGGAGGUGUACAUCAUUGGAGCCCAGCCCCUUUGCAGCCAACUGGCCGGGCUCUCCCAAGGACAAAAGAAACUCUGCCACUUGUACCAGGACCACAUGCAGUACAUCGGAGAGGGUGCCAAGACGGGGAUCAAGGAAUGCCAGUAUCAGUUCCGCCACAGAAGAUGGAAUUGUAGCACUGUGGAUAACAACUCUGUUUUUGGCAGAGUCAUGCAGAUAGGUAGGACGGGCCUGGGAGUUGUGUGUGCUGGAUUUACGUCAUGGUGUGUGUGCUAGGAAAACCUGCCAGGUUCUUUAUGCGCCAUUGAAACCUGUCAAGAAGGAGAAAGCUAAAUGGCCUUUAGCCCAGAGAUCCUUCCUGUGAAACUAGAAGCACAUGGGGACCACUGGUGGUAUGGAACAGGAAGAGUAGCAUUGCCAUUCUCACCUUGUCCUGAUGCAGAUUAAAAUUAAGCCAGAUCUAAAUUUAAAGGAGGAAGCAUGAAAACAAGUCGUUUUCAGCCAGAACAGGGUCAUUUUUAUGUCUGGGAUUCCAAAGCUGUGUGACAAUUGAAUUGGACUCCGGAUUAACCACACGCCAGCUUUUUGUCAUGCCAUAAUUUUUAUGUUUAGUCCAUUUCCCCUUCACAGCCCAAUUCUGUGUGUGUUUGGAAGCAAGCCCCCAAAGUGCUCAAUGUGGCUUACUCCCUAGUUAAGUGUGCUUUAAGACUGUAGCCUUUCCCCCCCUAGCAAAAUAAUUUUUGUUUCAAGGGGAUUUCAAUUUAGAAAUGAAAGAUGUUGGCACUCGCAGUCAACGUGCUUUCAUUGAGGCUAAGAACAUAGGUAGGUGUUGCAUGUGUUUAACCAUAAUUGUUAUGGUUAAUUAAAAAUGCUGUCUUGGAGCAAUCUCCCAAUCCCUGUAUGCUGAGAGUGUAGCUUCUGUUAGUUGCUUUUGACAGGGCCCUUCUGCUGUAGAGCUCACAUCAGCAUAAAUACUGCCCCUGCUUAAAUUACAAGGGUUAAAAGGCAGCAUCACUCUAAUGACUGAUGGGUUGCUCCCCCUCCCCAACUAGAAUAAUGGCAUUUCUAGUAUACAUUCAAAUCUAUACAUCUCUCUCCAUGUCCCCUCCCCAGCCUCAAACGCACAACUUGUGUAUACCAGCAUCUCAGAAUGCAGAGAUCUAAAUCUAAUUUUAAAUCCCGCUUUUUGAAAUCGGAUAGGGAAGGAUUGGAAUGACUUUAAAAUUAGAUUAAAGGUAACUUCAUUUAUGCAUUGAGUAGGCUUCUGCAUUGCUUGCAGGGAUGCUGUUAAGUCACAUUUACCCUAGAAGUUAAUUUUAUGUAAAAAUAAGCUUUACAAAAUCUCAGAUUAAACAUUUUCCAUGCCUCCCCCCCUCCAAAAAAAGGAACUAAGUGGAAACACUUGUUUAUUGAAGACUUAAGUUUUCUCCUGCAGCUUUGCAUUACAGAUGCUGUAGAACUGAGAGCUUUAGAAUAGCUGGUCAGAUUAUCACUGCCCCAUACUGAAAAAAAUAAACAAAAACAGUACAGCAAAAGCCUGAAAGUACUGAAACCUUAAGCGUUUGUAUACCUGGUCAGGUAUGUUCCAGCCUUGAAGACUCAUGUCUAAGUUGCCAUGGUCUCUUUUUGCAGACUUUGCAUCUACAAGUCCUGGAAUGGGUCCCCAUUGCUUCCAGGUCUCUGUUUCUUCUCCACAAGACAUCUGCAUGUAUUUAUUUUUAUUUAGUAGGGUAAUUGGCCACUUAGAUUAACUGAAAAUAGAAGUGAGUGUAAUGUGUGCAUUGAGCUGUUAAAGAUCCUGAAAAGUGUAUUCAUUGAGAACAAGUAUGUGCUCUCAUUGCAUAGUUGGGUCUAGUUUCCUCGAAUAAACUAUUGGAUUGGUUGCUGUUUCUCUUGAAUGGGGGACAAGAUCUCAGCUUUGGUGCCCUUCUUCUUGCAUAGACAUGGCUCAGCCUUACAGGGCUAUAAAUCCACUUACAGUGUGCAGUUAGGACAAAAGAUUGUGCCAGUUUGGGCUCUCUGCCUGGAUCUGUAUGUUUCUCUAUGAUGUCUUUGCUGAUUGACCUGAAAGAAUUAUGAGCUGAUAGUGGUUUGAUGUAGCACACUAAAAAUCCUGGAAGUUUAUAUAACAUUUCAGACUGCUGUUGGACCAAAUUUAAGUCAAUAGCAAAACUCUAGCUAAGUUCAAUAUAUCCUGCAAUAUGUUCAGAUUGCAAAUGAGCCAUCACUAUGGUACCAAAACGUUGACUUGCUCUCUGUGUAACUGCUCCCAAGGGUUGAUCAUCUAAACCUGAUUCGCAAAAGCCUUGGCGUUCACUUCAGUGUGAUGUGAAUCAGAUCACCACAAUAUUGCUGGCUCAAAUAAAACAUGCUGUUUCCUUGCUUCUGAAAGAGCCUGGAAAAUUGGUUGCAUAAUAUUGGGAAAAUGUCUCUGUGUGUUGUUGUUGUUUUCCUCCCUGGAAGGAGAAAGUAAUAAACUGCAACAAAUUCAAUUAAUAAGUUUUUAAAAAAUGUCUAUGACUAGACAUUUAACUGCGCUGGCAAUAGUAGUGGAAUCUUGGCUUCAAGUUGAGAAUGCUGUUCAAAGGAAAUAUAGCUUUGCGCCUUAUCAUAUGUUUGUAUAAGUUAUUGCAGCUUGAUGCAAAAAAACCCAAAACCAAAACCCCAAGGCAGUGUCCUCCCUUGCACAGUUGGGCAGCUUAAAUCCCAUUGACGGCGAUGGCAUUUCAACCAUCAAACUGAGCCGGAUUAUAGCCUAAAUUCCCUUUCGAGAUGUGUAAGCGAAUCACUUGUUUUCUCUGCAGCCCCUUUCUGUCAAAAUAGUAUAAAAGUAGGGAGGGCUUUUUUCUUUUUCUUCUUCUUUUUUUUUGAAAUAGACAUCAGCAGUUUACAUGGGAGAAUGCAAGAAAGCUUUAGAUAAUAAUAAUAAAGGAAUCGUGUUCGUGCCUAGCAGAGAGCGAGGAGCUUCUAAACAAACCAGCCCUCUGCUGGCAACAGGACUUCGAAUACUGUCAAAGUUGAUGAGACUUGCUUUAAACAGGCUCCUACCGUCUGAAGCUGAAGCCUACAGAAAACAGUUUCAUGGCACAGGGCUGCUUGCUCAAACUGCUCCCCCCUCCCCUGCAAAUUUCUUCCAUCUGUUUUCUUUCUCUCUUCGGCAUAUUUCGAUCUCUACCUUUUUGCCCCUGUCCAGACUUGAAAGGGUUCUUUUCAAAACAUGCUUGUGGAGAAGAACCUAGACGUGGCAUAUCCCCCAAAAUGAUAGUGAGAUGUGAGCUAUCUCUGUGGAAGGGGACCAAUUAGGCAGAGCUCCUAUGAGCUUUGCUGUGAAUGACACUAGAAUAAAUACUACAGGGUGCUUUCAGUGUUCUGCUAUGUCUGUUAAAAUCGAGUCCAGCUUAUAAAAUGCGACCAAGAAUUGGUAGGCCUAUGUAGUAGUACAAAGUUCUCCAAAAGCAGGAAGGUGCCCUCAAACAGAAAAUGCCUCAGUUACAAUGGUUGGGUGCUUUGGUGUGUGCCUUCAUCAGUCUGUUCCGUUUGUUUAAAAUGUUUGAUUUUCCAGUGAUUCCGAACUUCCUCAAAUAGAAAAAAUAUAUAUCUGCGAAAGUGCCUAAAUAGCUAAAGGCUCCACUGAAGAAUGGGCUCUUUGAAAUUUGGGUCCCAUUCUUUGAGCUAGUGAAGUUCUUGAAAUUGUUUUUGUGUAAAACAACAACAAACCCCCAGACCUCUGGUUUCUUAGAAACAUCAGCAGCACACAAGGCGAGCUUUACCACAGCUUUAAACUUUUUGGAGCUGCUACUGUGAGGGCAGUGUUUGUUGCAAAGUAUCUGCUGGGGAGGGGGGUACCCUUUUACCUUUCGUAGAGACCCUUAGCUACUCUUUUUGAAAGACUACAGAGAGCAUGGUCUGGCUAAAAUUGGGAGGAACUGAAAGAUGUGGCUUGUGGGCUUCAUCAAGCUCCUACGUAGUGAGAUAUUUAUAAAUGAAUUCUUUUCGGGGGGAAAUUGGAUUCAGGUAAUAUACCAACUAAUGAAUUUCCCCUCAGGAUAAUUAGUAAUUAGCCGACUUGAGUGGAGCUUUCCAUCACAGAAGACUCUCUUAUGCUGCAAUCCUGUGCACAUUUACUAGGGAUAAAGUCCCAUUUAACCAAAUGGAACAAGCUCUGAACUUCAAGCCUUUAAACUUUGGCAAUGAAGAAGAAAAAUCCUAAGAAGACUUCUGACAUUUUUUCUUUUACUUUACCAGAGCUGAUGGCCAGACCUCAGGCUUCUCCAAUAUGUUUCCUUCUUUGUAGAUAAAUGAAUAGAUAAUUCAAGAUGCCUGAAUUUCUUUCUAACCAGCAUAGCAGACUCUAGGAUUUUUAUGCCACUAUCCUGAUAUCUAAUACCAUCAGCUACAGUGGGAACACUUCAUUCGUGUGCUGUUGUUUCCCUUUUCAAAUGAACAUCUGUCACGUCAGGAGUGGGGGAAGCUCAGAAUUGAAUGGCAGUUGAUCUUCACCUGUAUUAAAUAAAAUAAAUGUAUGUGAUCCUGGUGUGUAACUCUGAGCCUCCUCUUUUUCCUUGCAGGCAGCCGGGAGACAGCCUUCACGUACGCAGUCAGUGCUGCCGGUGUGGUCAAUGCCAUGAGCCGGGCCUGCCGGGAGGGGGAGCUCUCUUCCUGUGGCUGCAGCCGGGCUGCUAGGCCGAAAGAUUUACCUCGGGACUGGCUGUGGGGUGGCUGUGGGGACAACAUUGACUAUGGCUACCGUUUUGCCAAAGAGUUUGUGGAUGCCCGCGAGCGAGAGAGGAUCUACCAGAGAGGAACUUACGAAAGCGCCAGGAUCUUGAUGAAUCUUCAUAACAACGAAGCAGGGAGGAGAGUAAGUCUCACCCCCCCUCAAACCGCCGCCCCCUCCCCCCAAAAUAAUGUUUGUUCUUGCCUUUUCUUACUGUGAUGCCAAACCGUUUGCGUUCCCAAGGCCCGUUUCAAAUCUGUAGCAAUACCUGUUCCCAAACCUCUGUGUGUGGUGGGUUUUUUUUGGGUUAAAAGCAAUUUUAUUUUGAAUGAGUUUGAACAAUGGGUGAUCUCUGGAAUAUGUCUUGUUUAAAUAAGAGAGAUCUGUUAUUUCCCUUUAGAUCUGGAGGGGGAAAGGUUCCAUUUAAAUGCAACGAAUGAGAGUGGGAGAAGGAAGCCUAUCAGUAACUACUAGCUAGAAUGGCUGUGCUCUGCUGCCACAGUUGUGCUCAAAUCCUGCUUGCUGAUUUCCCCACAGGCUUCCAGUUGGCCACUGUGUGAACAGGAUGCUGGACUAGAUGGACCACUGGCCUGAUCCAGCAGGCUCUUCUCAUAUUCUUAUGUAUAAGGCAACGACAAGGGCCAUGGGUUGAUAGCCUUCCUUCAAAUGGGCUAAAUACGUACCCCCUUCCCACCUCCCUUCCAAGUUGUUCUAGUAAAAUAGUGCAAGUCACAGUGAAUUUUAUGCAGAAUAGAAUUUUAUUAGUUUAUAUUUCCAACCAAUCCAGUUUUCUUUGGAGCGGGUGACCGAAGCGCCGUAUUUUGCCGGAGUGAAAUAUUCUUGCAAGGGGGCUAUUUUCACUCUUCCUUGUGAGGUUGUGAAAAAAAACACACCCACCCAACAACCAGCUUCUCUGUAUUAUUAGAAAACAUGCUCUUCUGCGGUGGAAGUCAGUUUUUAUGGCUUUUUUAAUCUUUAAAAUCUUUUAAACGAAUGAGUGUAAACUUCAUUUUUAUUGCCCUGGAGUGGAAGGAGCCAAAGUCAUUAUUUUCCUAGAAGUGACGGUGCCAGGACUCGUCGGCUGGAGACUUUACACUUGUGUUUCAAGGUGAAUUAGGAUGAAGGAUAAUUGAAAAUUAAUAGCAUUUAAAUGUGAGAAGAAGGCAUCUGAAAGCAAUGGAAAGGCCAAUUUGCUGCUAGGCAGGAGAAAAAUGGCUUUUCACAGUUGCCCCUGUCGGCUUCGAGUGGUUCCCUGCUACCACCCCCUUUGAGCUGCCUCCCUGCGAUGGCAUUUGGCAGAGGUUGAACUCUUCCUCCUCCAUCUCCCGCCCCCCCCAAAAAACUUUCUUUUAAUGCUGGGUGGAAGUGGCAUUCAGCAUCCACCUAAUGUGUCAGACCCCAGGAUUUUUGGGGCUGUGUCAACACUGACUCAUGUCUAUUUAUACAGGGUAAAUUAUCGAGGUCUCCUUGCCAAGGCUUUACAAAGAGGAUAUUGCGGUGUAGGCCUGUCCCCCACCCAGAGGUGUUUUGGGGUUUUCUCUCUUGGAUGGAGCAACUCAGCUGCAUGCGGAGAGAUUGGUGUAGGAGGAAGCUGCCGAAUCAGGAGUGGAAAAUCUGCAGUGCGGGUGGUGUGCAGGGAGAGAGAAAAUCUGAUGCAAGUCUAGCAGCAGCAAGCCAGUCCACUGACUGGUCAGGUGGCAUUGAUUUUAGUUCUGCCGUCUUGUGUGUGGCUGAGGAUUGGCGGCAGAGCAUCUGUUUUGUGUGCAGAAGAUCUUGGGUUCAAUCCUCGGCAUCUUCAGCUUGGGCUGGGAAUGCCUCGGUCUGAAAUGGCCAGCCAGUAUGGACUUUGGAUGGGGGACCUGUAGCCCUCUAGACAUUGUUGGACUCGCAGCCAGCAGAGCCCAAUGGCCAAGGAUAAUAGGAGCUGUAGUCCAGUAACAUACACUAGAAGGAGCAACAAACUGACUUGGUAGGCAGCAUCCUAUGUUCAAGGGAAGAAGACCAUAGCUUAGUGACAUAAACCUGGCCCAACUGUUUCCCUCUCGGAAUCUCCCCUCUCUAGCUGAUCUCAGCCUGAUAUAGCUCUUUAGCCAAGGAAACGGCCACCAGUGAAUGCACAGUAUCUACCAUGCUUCUGCCUAAUCCCACAAGCUAGGUGGGCAUAUUGGGUGCUUUUCGCUAUCCAUUUGAACAAAUUUUGAAAUGGACUUCUGAUUAUGGUUUGAAGCAGUGCCUGCUCCCAUCUGACAUGACACGGUUCUUGCGUUUUUAAGAUGUGCUAGGGUGUUUGCAAGUGCAUGGUUGCUAACUGGAUGGCUGCUCCAAUAAUGGCAGUAGGAUGUGUUCGUGGGAGUCACUUGGCAUUUGCCCCUUGAACAUGACAGCCAGCAGUUCACCUCGAUAGUUUUGAGGCAAACUAAUAAUUUGCAAUACACACAGUUUGCUUGGUUUUCAAUUUGGAACAAGCCAUGGUUAUUCUUAUAAGUGAAUAUGUGUUUGAAAGAAUUGGCUAGAUGAGGUUAACAGGGAAUGUGCGAACACCCAGCGCGUUCCAGUGGCCAAACCAUUUCCCCUACUUUCUUUACAGUAAUUGUAGAUUUCAGUGGUUCUUGGAGUGGUCCAUAACAUUGGUGAUGCUGCUGCUGAUAAUGAUGAUUUUAUAAUGACAACAGUUAAAAUAAUGUCAGUUAAGACAACAGUGCUUUUAAAGUUACAGUGAGUAAUUACAAAAACAAGGGAAACAGUAGCUUAAACAAUAGAAUGCUGUCAAAGCUCCAUAGUUUGGUGGAACAGAAAAGGCACAGUGAAUAAAUAUGCUUCGAUUUUUCUUCUAAAGGAAGGGGAAGCAGUGUGCCAACUUGACCUCAAGGGGAAAAGAAUUUGACAGCUAUGGGGCCACCACUGAAAAGGCAAAACUAUUUGAACUAGGCCUGUGUAGUAUGCCGUAAUAAAUGACCUGAUUUGGUUGGGAGUUACAGAUCGCAGCAUUUUUGAAUGGCCAGAAGCUCACUCCUAUUCCAGCCAGCAUUGCCUGUGCAUGGCUUCCUUGCGCAGUUGUCACGGCCUGCUGCUACUGCUGCCUACCCUGGGUUGCCCUAACUGUUUUCCUUCCUGGUCCUGUAUUCCAGAAAGCACCAGGUGGCUGGAUCUAGGCAUCCUUUUGGUUUUCUGAGGUGUCUCUGAUCUAGUGUAGCUCUGGAGCAAUGGUGGGGGAACCCUUCUCUUCAGUCCUAGGGCCACAUUCCCUUCUAGGCCACCCUCUGGGGGCCAUAUGCUAGGAGUGGGCAGGGCCAGAGGCAAAAGGAAGUGGAGCAAGGAAUGUAAAUUGUACCUUUGUGCAGGCGAGAUCCUACACCCGCCCGCCUUCCACUGUCUAUCCUCCAUCGUCAUCAGAGUUUAAGGACACAUUCCAGCCAGGCAGAAACACUGCCAAGGGGGCAUGACUUGGAGAGAGGGGUGUAUCCUGAGGAGAGUCCCAAGAACAAAAGAGAAAUGGUGUGUGUGUGUGUGUGAGUCUCAUUUGGCCCCAGGCCUGAGGUUCCCUACCCCCUGCUCUGGGGCAUUGUGAGAAUUUAAAAGGGUGUCUAGAUCCAGCCAUGUAGUGCUUCACACAGGGCCCAGCGGCAGAAGAGAGCUCCCAGUUCCUUGCCAUACUUGGCGCCAACCCUGCCAGGCAGUAUAGAUGCUUUAGGCACCACAUGGAAAUACUCCUCAUAGCAUCAUUAGGGGACCAGUGCCAGGUGACGAGCUGCUCGCAUGCAUAUCAGGGGUGAUGUGAGGAGUUGCCCAAGAGACCCCUGAUCCAUGUAAUUCAAUGCUAUUUGACUCCUGAGACCUUUUAAUUUCCCGCCAGCAUAGCGUGUGGCCUGCCGCUGAGCUAUUGUCCCCUCUCAUCUCAGUGCCUGUCCAAGGGGCCAAGACAAAAACAUCUGUAGAGAUGUGGAGAAAAUGACCCAAUUCAUGUGGUGAGCCACGGUAUGCCAAACAGCUUUCCAUGGAGUAAUUUCAGCCUCCGUGUGGUGGCCAGACCAUUCCCCAGGAGCAUUAGGAAGACUGCAAUAUAAUCAAGAGUCUUAUAUGACAACUGGUGCUUAAUUUUUUUUGUUGUUGGCAAUUUAUUGUCCACUUUUCAUUCUUGUCCCCAUGGUUGGUGAAAGGCUUUCGGUAAAUGACAUGCUGCAAGUUGCACAGAGGGAUGUGAGCCAGACUUGUUCCUGUCUGUUAUGCACGUAUGUGUGCUAUGUAUAUAUAACUAUAAUCUCCCCUUGGGUUAUUUUUAUUAGAAAGGUGAAUAAUAAGCCUAUUAAACAAAGGAGGAGGCAGACAAACAAAUUGACAGGGAAACGUGCCAGAAGUUCCUCUUUGUGUGCUGGACGCCCCCCACUUGCCACGCUGUGCCAGUUGACUGUUAAGAACAGGUGGGGCUUUUUGUGAAGGGAAUGAAUGAAAGUAAAGCUGUUUUUAAUCAUCCUUCACAAUAAGGGCGGUGUGGUGUGUGUUUUUUUGAAGGAUCCCAACAGGGCAGUUCAGAGGUGUGUCCUGGAAGAGUGACAGCGCUGAGCCAAGGAAUGCAGUGCUGUCAAGGGGGAAUGGAUUCCCCGUUGCGAAGGCCAUGCCUCCUGCGUGUUUGUGGCGGAGGUAUAUUUUGCCCCAGACUUGCACUGACCUUCUUCCUUCUUUCCAACUCCCACCCAGACGGUGUACAGCUUGGCGGACGUGGCCUGCAAGUGCCACGGGGUGUCCGGAUCGUGCAGCUUGAAGACCUGCUGGCUGCAGCUGGCUGACUUCCGCAAGGUUGGCGACGCCUUGAAGGAGAAAUACGACAGCGCGGCAGCCAUGAAGCUCAACCCCCGGGGCAAGCUGGUGCAAGUGAACAGCCGCUUUAACGCGCCCACCAUCCACGACCUGGUGUACAUAGACCCCAGCCCCGAUUACUGUGUGCGCAACGAGAGCACCGGCUCCUUGGGCACCCAGGGGCGCCUCUGCAACAAGACUUCGGAAGGCAUGGACGGCUGCGAACUCAUGUGCUGCGGCCGGGGCUACGACCAGUUCAAGACGGUGCAGACGGAGCGCUGCCACUGCAAGUUCCACUGGUGCUGCUACGUGAAAUGCAAGAAGUGCACAGAGAUUGUGGACCAGUUUGUCUGCAAAUAGAUGGGGACGGGUGGGAAGAGCUUUUUUCCGGUCUACCAGCAGAGGGCAGUAGGGAGGGGGGAGGUUGCCCCAAGAAGGUCUCCACUCUUAUUUAUAGAGUCCAGCGGGUGCUUUCCUUGUUUGGAGAUUUUUUAAAAAAUCUUCUUCAGCAAGAAGUGAUGGGAAAGCUUGCUGCAUCCAGCUCAGACUGUGCAUAGUUUUUUAAAUAUUUUGUUUUUGUUUUGCAAUAACGUGUGGGAGAACCUGAGAGAAUAUUUAUUUUACAGGAUUUGGAAUUAAGAAAAGAAAAGAUAGAGUAGUUCAAAGGGAAAUCCAACCCACCCCCAUAUAGCCUCGUGGGACAUAGUACAAGUGCAGUAGAUGAGGUAUCCGCGUUACAUGCUUUGGAGCAGAGCAUGACCCGUAACGGCUUGGUGACAUACACAUCUGUGCAAGGUAUUUCUUCUGAGCUUUAGCAACCCAAAAGAAGCGAGACAGUCAGAUACAGCAUUGAUCCGUAUAUCUGUAACCUGUAGCUCUCCUCAACGUGGCAACUUGAAGGUGUGGGUGGAAGCAGAAUUUCCCAAAAGCCACAGUUGUGCUGCUAGGUAAUAUCUAAAGUCCCAUUGGCGUAACAUGGCGUUCCCCCAUUUAGGCUUGGGAAUUCUGUGCAAAUGCAUUGUGGGGAAUGACGCUAACCAAUAGUAGCCAGUGGGGUGGGGUGGGGCCUCCCGACACCAGUAUUGCUCACGUUUGCCUGGAUGGCACUGGAGUAGGGUGGUAGUGAGUUCAAAGCUGUAGAAACCCAUAUCGGGAGCGUGGCUCUGUAGCUCUGCCUGCCUGCAGCAGCCAUGAUGGAUGCCGGUUUUAGGGCAGGUGGACGUUGCAGUUCUCUCACCAGCACCGUCCCACAAUGCACCGUCUCGCGGGUCUCCAUUAGAAGGAAGAGGUAUCCUGAAUGGGCAAAGGCAAAAGAACCAACCAACCGAUUCCUUCAAACAGCUAGCAAACCAGGAAGAAAAAUAUCUGACUUUGACUGCACAGCGCAGAUCAAAGCAGAAUUUGGGACGUUGCCACGUCAAGUAAAACAUGCCUAUCUCACAUUAUGCACAUUUAGAAAAGCCUUUCUGCCUUACUUUAUAAGAAUAUUGAAGAGCUAUCUGUGGGAUUUCCUAAGCAGUGUGUGUGCCGGUUUGACUGUGCUGAAACUGCAGCUGCAUUUGUGUGUGCAGUCUGCAAAGUCCUUAAAAACAAUAAUAAUAAAUUCAAAACUAAUUCUUUCUUUUUAAAGUGUUGUGCGUAGUCAGUUCCCUUUUUAAAAAAUCAGUUGACUGAUAGCAUUGCGGAAUUUGGGGAAAUGCUGAGUUGAUGAUAACGCCGCGUGGUACUUCUUUUUCUAAAGUGCUGUUACAAUUCAAAGUGCCGUGUGGCAGCAACGCCUAAGUGAUCAUCCUGUGUCUUUUUCAUUUUAAUGCACAAUGCUUUAGAAAUAUAUUGCAGCUAUGCACAAACUGCUCAAACUGUACUUGAGCAAUUAUAUAUGGGAAAACUAUGGUCUGCUGGUGUCUGGUAUCUUGAACCUUUUUUAAAAAAUACAAUCAUAUUAUCAGGACAAACUACAAACUUAUGAUUUCUUUUUUUAAAAGAAAAAAGAAAAAAACCAAUAGCACAACAGUACAAAAGGCUUUCCAUUUGCCAGGACAGUUUCUUCGUUUAGACUGAACUUGUUGCUAUCUGCCCCCCACCCCGGUCCACAUUUAAAAUAGCACACACUAACAAAGUUGGGUUUUUAAAAAACAAAAGUCAGGUUGGGUGUUUUUGUUUUUUGCAGGCUUUCACAACACAUGGGUGUUGAAGGGUAAGUCAAUCACAAAUUAAUCAACACUUUUUAAAAUUCCUCCCAGAACAUAGUAUCUUUCUGCUCAAUUCAGUGAAAGCUCCUGUAUACCCUCUACAGUUGGUUAUGUUUGGGGACUGUACGUGCUUGAUGCGUGAGUUUGCAAUGAUUUGGAGCAGACUUCCACAACCUACUGCCCUCCAAAUGUUUGGGAUGGCAACUCCCAUCAGCCCCAGCCAGCAGGGCCAUUGGGAGUUGAAAUUCCAAGCUUUUAGACUGUUGGUGCCAACACAGAGCGCCAAUGCUUAAAAGUUUGCACUGGUUACCCUUAUGCAACUGAGCUGAGUUCAAGGCCAUUUAACUACUUGGGCCCAAGAUAUCCAAAGGACCACCUCAUAUUGCAUAUCCCUGUUUGAUCACUAGCUUAUUAGUGGUCCCCUGUGGCUCAGGUGCUGAGAUUGUGUCUACCAGGAGACAUGCUUUCAGAGUUGUACGUCCAGCUGUGGAGUUUCCUCCCAGCUGAGAUCAGACCUGUUGACCUCCUGGUCCCUUGGUGAAGACUUUUUCGCAUUGCAGCAGGUGUUUUAAGUGAUCUUACAGUCAGUUGCAACUGAUUUUGAGAUGUGUGCUGUAUCCCUCUUGUACACCGCUUAGAAAUCUGGAGGGCACCAGGCUGGGGGAAGCUUGCUUAGAAGCGUUCUCUUUCUGCAACGCUGUCAUUGCGGAUAAUGGAAAUGAGAGACACAAAUGCAUCUUAACACAAACGGCCCAUGUUAAUUUUUUUAAAAAGGCAGUCUUAGCUCUUGCCUUUGCCACAACCCCAGUGCUGCCUUUUCAUUCCUUGAAAGACCUCUGCUCUUCCCCUAAAUCAUCCUGUCCAAUACAUAUAAGCAGAUUGCAAUGAAUUCCAGGCUUCCAUAUUAGCAUUACCAUUUUAGAAGCUUUACUUUUUCAAAAUUCUGUGAGCUGUCUCAUUAAUGCCAUCAGGAUUAUCAGCUUUCCAAAUGAUGAUUGCUCUUAAUUUAUUGUGCAAGGGUAUAUUUAACUUCCCUGGUUCCUGGUGUCUGCAAACCAAUGUCAACUUAAAAAUAAAAUGAAAUAAAGCACUAGUUCACUGAAUAUGUCACUUUUGGUUUUUAUUAUACAAAAACCAUAAUCCUUUUUCUAAAAAAAUAUGUUGAAUCACGUAUUCUUUAUAGCGACUCCUGUCUGUGAGAGCAGACAGGAGUCUAAUGAUCCUAGCUAUUAAAAUGCUAUUUAAUGUAAAAUAUUUCACUUGUGUUCUUCAGAUAUUAUGUAAAUCUACUAUGUCCUCUUCUUUGUUCUGUACAUUUAAUGUACAUAUUUUCGUCUCGUGUGAUUUGUAUAUUUCACUGGUUUUUUUAAAAAAGGCUUAUGCCGUAACGGAAAAUAGACUAUAAAAAUAAAAUGUUGGUUAUAU
Podarcis lilfordi (Lilford's wall lizard) is the source of this 20583-nucleotide messenger RNA. The record is from the annotation of a GenBank genome assembly. NCBI's taxonomy places the organism in Eukaryota, Metazoa, Chordata, Lepidosauria, Squamata, Lacertidae.